ACGAACAGAACCAAAAAAAAAAUCUAAGCAAAAUACAAUAAAAAGAAAUAUUGAAAUCUAUUAAUCGGUAGAUUAGAUAAGACACAGUAAAUGUAUUCUCGAUUAGACGACUAGAUAAUUCUCAAUUCCUAUUUCUAACGAUUUACUAAUCUACUACUACCUUUUGUACAACAUACCUAUCUAUAUUCUGUAAAUAUUCCCAUUGAAAGCCGGCACAGACAGACAUAUUAACUGAAAAUGUCUGAGAAAUACAAUGAUUGUGAUGUAGUAAUAAGGCCUGCAAAGCAGGAAGACAUGCCGGCUGUUGCUGAUAUGAUUCAAGAACUUGCUGAUUUUGAGAAAUUGCCAGAUGGACCUAAAUUAUCUGUGAAAGACCUUGUUAGAGACGGAUUUGGGUGUGACCCCCCAGCAUUUAGGUGUAUAGUAGCAGAGUUGAAGAAUAAAGAAAAUAAGCCGGUGGUAGGAUAUGCACUAUACUUCCCGACAUAUUCCACUUGGCAAGGCAAGUCUAUGAUGAUGGAAGAUCUGUAUGUGCGCUCAAGUGAGAGGAAACAUGGAAUUGGUGGAAAACUGUUUCAAGCUGUUGCCAAGGAAGCAUUCUCAUCAGGCUGCUCUCGUCUAGAGUUUCAUGUGCUGGAGUGGAAUGAUGCUCGAUGUUUUUAUGAAAGAAGAGGUGCCCUAAAUCUGACUCAUUCUGAACAGUGGUGUUACUACAGGCUGACAGGGGAAGCUCUUGAAAAAGCUGCUCAGGAUUAUAAUACAAAUGAAUAGACUCUUUCAUCUUGUGCUGUCAUAUAAUUAUAUUUCAAUAUAAUAUUUUGUACAAUACAACCAAUACAUUUUAUAUUAUAAAUUUGGAGAGAUUUAUUAUAAUAUAUAUACAUUUGUAAAUUC
Leptidea sinapis is the source of this 894-nucleotide messenger RNA. RefSeq names its product thialysine N-epsilon-acetyltransferase. The transcript has 4 exons. Bases 238 to 771 code for a protein of 177 amino acids. NCBI's taxonomy places the organism in Eukaryota, Metazoa, Arthropoda, Insecta, Lepidoptera, Pieridae. Gene Ontology annotation, molecular function: N-acetyltransferase activity. The record is from RefSeq and is a predicted model, not a curated record.